Parnassius apollo (apollo) is the source of this 3543-nucleotide messenger RNA. Lineage: Eukaryota; Metazoa; Arthropoda; Insecta; Lepidoptera; Papilionidae. The record is from the annotation of a GenBank genome assembly.
AUGGUAACAGUUUUCACAUUAAGCGAUCAUGGCGCCAUCAAGCGGCGACCACGUGUACUUAUGCGUUUCACGUCUCGGUCGCCCGAACGAAGAGGCUUCGAGAUUAACUUUAACUACUCGGCGGAACCGGGGGAAGUGAUUGCAACAACAAAAGAAGAAGAAUGGGUGACGCGUAAAAAAAGUGAGGUGACGACUACGCGGCAAAUUGCCACGAGAGUCAAGCGUGAACUGGUGUUAGAAGAUGGGCGUAUUCUCAGCGACUCUGGACCAAAGAUAUCAACUUCCGUCAAUGAAGACACGCAUACCACCAAUUUUCAACAAACCGAACAUCGUGUACCCGAUGGCCAAGAUGGCGAAGAAGGCAAACCCGUUGGCGGAGCUCAAAUCGAAGAUGCGAACGAAACUGGAUCACCAGAGAAUGAACUCGUUGGACCAGAAGUGGGUGGAGAGGUAGCACCAGCCGGUGCGAAAGUGCUGGUGUCCUCUCGUGUGGUUGCCAACCCUGACGGCAAGGUGCGGGAAAGCCGCGAUCUUCGAGUACUAACCAGGAACGUCACAGAACGCGUACGCGAAACCGAAGAGCGCUUCCAUCAUGGUGAUACGACCCAUGACGCGUUAAUAGCAGCCGUGAAUGAGACUUCUGAAGAAGAUAUCCGAGAUGCUCUGAAGGUACAGACAGAAAAUCAGCUGGCGCUGGUGCCCCGAGGCCCUGAGCUCAUCAAGGAUACCGUAGCAUAUAAUACCACUAUCAAGACUGAUGACACGGAAGAACUGCGAGCACUGCGGCCGGAUGGAACGAUCGUGACGGAGACACGUCACACCAGGGAGGAAGAGCGGUUGUGUGACGAGGAACCAAAAGAAGAGGCACGUUCGAUAGCGAGCAACGAGAGCGUGAUUGAAGAGAAGGGCGGUACGGAGCGACGUAAGCGUGUGGAUCUCGAGCAUACGACUGAUCUGAUGGCGGGCGGCCUGCGCGUCGCCACGCAACUUCACUCACGGACGCGCACGGAAGAAGUUGAAAGAGAAGGACAACCAAACAUGGAUGACGAUUGGGACAGCUUAUCUGUAAGAAUGCGACGACAGCGCCGCCUCCGUCUUAACGAACACGACAAGGACUACGCUAAACGACCGCUGGACUUCGAUAUCGAGGAGGAAACACGCAAGAAGGAGACUUCUAAAUGGCUAGAGAGCCACUUUGGGAGUGACUCGCGUUCCUCGCACGACUCCAUCGCUGAAGAGAUCGGACGACGGCCUGAACCGAGGUACUACGUUAAGAAUAAAACUGCCGACGACGAAGGGUAUUACGGGAAAACGUCAUCUUUAGUGCCACCGCCGGCUGCGUAUGGUAAUAGAGUACUUCGCAAAACAAAAUCUUCGACGCCAUCCGACGAACAACCAGCGGGGCCGGUGAACAGAACAGGAGGUUAUUUUAAAGGUGUGGCCGACUGGUCGCAACGUCGCGCUACGAAACCUAGAAUGCCGGAGCCCCGUAGUUCGUCUCCGUCGCCGCCUGCGGUGCGUUCUCCAUACGCAAGCGAUGAUCGAUUAAAUGGAUCUUCCCCAAGGCAUGUUUACGGAAAACGCGAUUCGCUUCAAGGGCGGUCAUCGCCGAUCGGACGCCGCCAUCCACCUUCUCGUGACGACUCCGCCUACGUGUCCUCGUCGACUAUGCACAGCCCGCCGCGUGGUUCACCAUUCCGUCCACUAGAAACGGAUCGCUCCUUCCGCGAGCCAUCAAUCGAAGAUGACUACCGGCAUCCUGUUGCUCCAGAACGCAAACGACACACGAAACAGCGUGUUUCCGAAGAGCACCGUUAUGAUAGUGGAUACAGAAGCUCUUCUCGAAACGGGAAUUCGGGUCGUUCGCGAGACAGCCGCGAAGAAGUUGCAGUAGAGCCGCCGCCUGAUUAUUCACCGCCACGUGAACGUCGGGGCAGUUCGGAUAGAGACCGAACGCCGCCGCGUCGUCGGGAACGUGACGAGCGUAAACAGAAUCAGAAAACACGUUUUGCGGAAAACGAAGAACGUCGACGACCAUCUCCGGUCCGCAAAUCUGUUGGAACUGCUAUAGGGAACUCGAUAAGGAAGUUGGUUGGAAAGAUUCGUUCGGCGUCUGCCGAAAGAAAAACUCGGUUACGGAACUCACGGACGCCGUCGCCGGAGCACUCGUCUCGUACGUACAAGCAGUACGGUGGCGAUUUGGCGCCCCCCGUUGCUCCCCCGCACCGAUACUACCUCGGCGAAGAUCCUUUUGCGCCCAGCAUCUAUGGCCGAGAACACAAGUACGAAGGCAGUACAAGACGAGCCGCGGGUAACGACGCCCGUGAUCAGCGUGAUAGGGUCCAGUUCUCAAGUACACUUGGCCGCUUCAGCCACUCAACGAGCCGUUUAAACCCGAACAGUGAGACAGAGGAAGAUUACUCUCGCAGCGCGCAGACGUUGCCGAGAAAACUUCACGACCGCAAAGAAAAGACCACUGAGAAGCCGAGUAAUAACAAAUACUGGAAUCGACUUGCCCAAAAUAAGAGAUCCACAAGUGCCAUCAAUAUAUCAAAUAACCACAACGUACCACCGCCACAGGAAGUCAAAAUUAACGGUUAUCCACCGGGCCCAGCUAAACCAGCGCGGACAUACAAAGGUCUGAACAGGAGCAAGAGUUUUGCUAUGGGCGCUCCUGAACAGGAGACGCACCCUCGUUACGUCACAGGCAUGAACCGUAACUACUCCACCAUGUACAAAUCUAACCCACAUUUAAGUCGACUCGACGAAACGCCGGAACAGUUAAAAAGUCCUGGUAUCGUUUCUAUUAUAAACAGAAGUCAGCGCGAUUUAGCUGACGCCGUCUCCAGAGAGACUGAACGCAGGCGUGACGGGUUGUUUGGUGCUCGUUACGGAAAAACAGCUCCAACAAGCAAUGGCCAUACAAACGGCUACAACAAAUCUUACGAGGAAACCGACAAGAAGAAAAUAUUCCUCAAAGGACUCCGUGAACGUGCACCAGAUCUAUAUCAAACACUGCACGCCGACGACGAAUCAGAUGGUAGCAGACGGUCUUCGAGAUACGGGACACCCUCACCGCAUUAUAAGGAGCGGAUAUCAGAAGAACGUAAAAUACCGCUUUACAAAACUGAAUCACUAAACAGGGAAAGUAGUCCCUUCGUGUCAAGGUUGGAAACAAGAGUAAAAUCGCCAGCAAUUAGAAGAGGAAGCAACAGCAGUGAUAAUUUCUCUGAAACGUAUAGGUAUACGACUCGUUCAGGGGACCCGGAACGACCCAGCGUAACGGAUACAGUCGAAACAGUCAGUAAAAAAAUUGUGCCUUCAAGAGAUGGCCGAUCGAAAGAGAUAAUAGAGUCAAGGGAAGUCAAUUCGGUGACAAAGAGCAGAGGCUAUAAGGGUGAGCCUAUUUCUAGUAUUAAAUAUUACGAUAAUGGUAUGCGUACCUCACCACCGGUCUACGAAAGCAAAAACGGAUCUGCUCCUUUGUAUUCCGAACGAAAAAGUAGCAACUAUAAGGUGAUUGAAAAGAUUAGGGAUUACUAA